Messenger RNA from Rhagoletis pomonella (apple maggot), 1336 nucleotides. Its product is annotated as zinc finger C4H2 domain-containing protein. Gene Ontology annotation, cellular component: nucleus. The transcript has 2 exons. Bases 209 to 1123 code for a protein of 304 amino acids. Gene Ontology annotation, biological process: positive regulation of neuron differentiation. NCBI's taxonomy places the organism in Eukaryota, Metazoa, Arthropoda, Insecta, Diptera, Tephritidae. The record is from RefSeq and is a predicted model, not a curated record.
CAAUUGUGAAUGAAUUUCUUUUAAGAAGCAGAACAAUUUUGUACACAACGCUGGACAGAAAUUUUUUUGGCAAAUUUUAAUAAAUUGCUGAAUAAAAUAUAUACGGAUUUUUGUAACUGAAAAAGGACCAUAAAUAUCCGAAAAAUUUCAGCAAGAGGAUCUUUUCUAGCGACCAACGCAAACAAGCAGGAGGGGUUUACUUACAAAAAUGGCCACCAGCGACAUCAGUAGUUCCAACGAACGCCACUAUUAUGCAAAACUUGAAGCUAUCAAAGAUAUACGAGAUAAAACCUUAGCAUUGGAAAAAUUAAAAUUGAAAAUUGUUAAAGAAGUAAAAAUAAGCGACGAUGAGGAAAAAUGCCUCGAUGAGUAUCGCAAAGAAAUGGAACAUUUGCUCGAGGAGAAAAUGUCUCACGUCGAAGAACUGCGACAAAUUCAUGCUGAUAUAAAUGACAUGGAAAAUAUAAUUAAACAAACCAAGGAAAAUCAAACGCGUUCCGUUGACAUGGCCAAUCGCGUAUAUGAAGAAUAUCUUGCUCUUAAGUAUCAAAUCGACCAUAUGCGUCGCGACUAUUUGGGUCUUAGUCCAUUACGUGAAUUACAUGAAGAGGAAGGUAGCCCAAUUUCAAAGGACCGCUUUCAAACUAAUUUUUUGAAAGUGAGCGCCGCAGCAGCUGCUGCCGUAGCCGCUGCACAACCUACAUCCCUGGCACGUCCUCAUCCUCGUCAUCCACUUAUACCGGAAACUACGGUAACUGCAUUAGCGCCUACCGGUGGUGUUAGUGGUCCAACUGGUGGCCAUGCUUUUAUGCCACCCGCUCCACCUGGCUCUGGAUCGGCUGCUGCUGCUGGAGCGGCAGUGCGUUUAGGAAAAAGUGACUUCUCCGCACCACCAUUGCCUCCCCCACCCACAUCGCGCUUACAGCAAGCGCCAUCAAUUGGUAUAGGACACCAUCCAUCAUUCCGAUCGGAUUUUAAUGUGAAUCUCCGUCAACAACCGCCACCAAUGAAAUCAUGUCUCUCGUGCCAUCAACAAAUUCAUCGUAACGCUCCUAUUUGCCCAUUAUGCAAGGCAAAAUCACGCUCACGUAACCCCAAGAAACCAAAGAAAAAGAAUAAUUAGAGGUGUUCUUAAUGUGGAAAAUAACUCCCGAAAACAAAAAUUGAGCUUCUCCAACGCUUGUAGAGUAACAUUUAACAAAUGCUAAUAUAUAAGAUUACAUUCGUAUAUUUAUGUUAUAAUUUUUCCAAUUUCGUGUAGUUUUCGUGAACGUAAGAUUUGUGCUCAAUUAUAGAACACUUAAAACCCUUCAAUGAAAGAAUAACUCUAAAACUA